AUGGUUCGAAUUGCUGUAUUGGGUUGUGGGACUAUGGGUCUAAAAAUUGCAGGCAAUUUUGCCUAUUUUAGUCAUAUUGUAAAGAUUUUCGAUAGUGAUCUGAAACAACUGGAUACAGCAUGUGAGCGUAUUCAUUACGAUGAAGAUCAAUUAUAUCGUGAUGGUUUGAUUGAAGUACCAAAAUUUUUAGGUCAAAUAUUAUGUUUAAAUCGACUUGAAGAUGCUGUUAAAGAUGUUGAAUUUAUUUUCGAAUGUAUUAUCGAAAAUUUAGAACUUAAACAAGCAUUACUUGAAAAAGCUGCUCAAUUUGCUUCGCCUAAUGUAAUCAUAUGCUCAAAUACAAUGCGUUUAGAUUUAGACAAAAUGUCAGAAAAUUUACCUCAUAAAGAAAACUUUCUCGGUGCACGUUUUCUUUUUCCAGUUUAUUAUGUGCCUGAAGUGGAGCUUAAUCCAACGAAAUCAACAAGUACACAAACCAUAGCUGCCUUACGAAAAUUACUCGAACGCAUGGACAAGGUUCUUUAUUUUCGUUCAUCACCAGAUCCAUUAAUACUCGACGAAGAACAACGAGAAAUUAGACGAAAAGCUCGUAUUGAAUCAUUAAAAAAGAGUAGUGGAAUAAUGGUAGUGCGUGGUCGAACAUUACCAGGUUUGACAUCAUCAAAUCGAUUUGAUCAUGGUAGUAAUCGUAAUGAUUUGCUAGAAAGUGGAAAUAAUAGUGGUAAUAAUUCAGUAGCAAACGAAAAUGUUGAUUGUUCAAUUUGUAUGGAUCGACCACGGAAUUCUGUUAUACGUUCAUGUAAUCAUUUUGUAACUUGUUAUGAAUGUGCACGUUUAUUAUAUAAUCGAAAAGAUCCAUGUCCAGUUUGUCGAAAACGUAUUGAUGAUGUUAUUCGUGUUUAUACGUGA
This is a messenger RNA of Rotaria sp. Silwood1, 909 nucleotides long. Lineage: Eukaryota; Metazoa; Rotifera; Eurotatoria; Philodinida; Philodinidae. The record is from the annotation of a GenBank genome assembly.